GCUCGGAUGGCGGCGGCGGCGACCUCUCCGCCGCCCGGGGCUGCCCUGCCUCCUUUCCAAUUCCGCUCGCGGCUCGAAGGCCCGGAUUGGCGCCGCCUGAGCGCCGUGGAAGUGGACCGCGUGGCGGCCGAAGUGAACGUUGCGGUGCUACAGGAGCACCUGGAGCACGUCACCUUCUGCAACGCCGGCCGCGAACGCUGCCCUCACUGCCAGGCGCCUGCCGACCCGCUGCUGCUGAAGCUCCUGCGCCUGGCCCAGCUCUGCCUCGAGUACCUGCUCCACUCCCAGGAUUACCUCAGCGCCCAACUCCGCGCAGGGCAGGAGUUGCUCCGCGCCGCCGACGCUCACCGCGACCUGCUGGCCAAGGAUGUGGCCCGCGGGGCCCAGCAGAUCCGGCUGCUCAAGGAGGAGUGCAAGCGCCGCAAGAAGAUGAUCGCCACCCAGCAGAUGAUGCUCCAGGCCGGGGCCACCUAUCACCAGUGUCAGUUUUGUGACAAAGCCUUUAUGAACGCUUCUUUCCUGCACAGUCAUUUGCAGCGUCGCCAUUCAGAAGAACCAGUCACUGCAGAUCGGAAGAAAAAAUCACAUACUUAUAAACUGCAGGAGGAGAUCAACGAACUGAAAGAGCAGUUACAACUUACCAGGUCUCAAUUAGAAGCUGAACAACAUGCCCAUGUAGUCAAACUGUCUAAGGAAUAUGAAGAUCGCCGAUCCAAAGAGGAGGAGAUUCGGCACUUAUUUCACAAAUGGAAAGACGAAGAAAAGGAGAAAUUGGCCCGUGAACUUGAGAAGGUGAAAGAGAUGUUUAUGAAGGAAUUUAAAGAAUUAACUGCAAAAAAUUCAGAAUUAGAAAAUCAUUUGCUAGAGGUACAAAAGUCCAACCAACAUCUGAAAUCCAAUUUAGGCACUUUAAAAGAUACCGUUGAAUUAACAGAUGAGAAACAUCGGAUUGCUGUGGAUCAUCAGAAUGUAAUGCAGCUUCUUGAAAAACAGGAAGCUAAGUGGUCUUCUAAGGUACAAACGCUUCAAGAAGAACAUGAAAAUGAAAAGCACCAGAUAGAAAAACUGGCUUCAAAAAAACCAGUAGAAAACUUAAAGUUAUCUGAAGUGAAAACUUCAGCACAAAAUUUUCAACCCAAAUCAAGCCCAUCAUCCAUGCAUGAUUUUGGAAUUGAAGCAGAAAAUCAAUCCGUUCUCCCAGCUGUAAGACUGUUAUCAAAAGAGCGUCCAGAAUCUGCUGUCCAAGAAAUAGAAAAGCAAGUGCCCCCAAAAGGAAAGAAUACAUCUCACGUGAUAAAGACCUUGAAGAGUGAUCCUUCAUUAACAAAAGAGCUGAGAACUGUUUUGGAGCAGACCCUAGCAGAAAAGUUGGAAUCCUUGGGAAUUAAAUCCGGAGUACAUGGCAUCCCAAGUGAUCAUCUGAACAGAGUCUUAAUAUCUGUUGAGACUGCUAGAGAAGAGAGAAGGAAACAAGUGCCUGACAUUCAGCACAUUCGAGAGAAACUUGAACGACAAGUCAGUUUCAGAGUUGCUGAAAAAUCAUCUUGCAGCAGAUUUCUUUCCAACCCUCAUCUUUCUUCAGAAGCUAAACACAGGACAACUCGCUUAGGAACUUCAUUACCAACCGUUUUUCCCAGGCCAGUAAAACGUUCUUCCUUUGCCAAACAUUCACCCAUGCAAAGAACUUUGCCUGCUGAAAACACUUCGACCCCAAAAACCAAGAAGAAUAUGUUGAAGGAUGACGUUUCUAGAAAGCCACCUAGUACGGUAACUUCUCCAUUUAGCUCAGAAGAGGAAGUGGAGGAAAAUGACAUCAGGCACUCCUACAUCUCACCUGAAUUAGCUCUGCAUAAGGCAUCCAAGGACCACAGCAAAGACAAUUUGCCAAGAUUUGCAUAUCGGAGUGAUGUAAACAUCCCUGAAGAUGAAGUAGAUCUUAAGCCAUCCAGAAGCUCUUUACUUCAAAAUGAGAUGGAUGAAAUGGAGAAGUUUCUUUUGAGCCAAAGAAAGGAAAGCAAAGAAAUUGGAGGAAUGAAUGGUGGUUCAUCAUCUAUUCAAGCAUGUGCCCAAGGAGUAAAGUUUACACAUAUUGAAGAUGAGGAUGACUGGGAUUUAUCAUCUCUGGAAGAUGAAAAACCUUUGAAAAAUGAGAAAAAUAAGAAUGUACGUGCUGUUGAAAAGAAUGAUCCAGGUGCUGUGUCAACGACCCAUGAAGGGGGAAAACCAAUAAAGGAUGAAGGACGUCAAGAUUCAGAUAUCUCAAGCUCACCGAAAUGCAGCUUGGUCACUGUUACAGAUUGGAGUGACUCUUCGGAUAUUUGAUUGUGCAAGGAGGUUUAAUCUGAUUUCUGUCCUUUUUUCUUACGGUGCACUAACAAGGAACUUUUCUU
Molecule: messenger RNA, 2390 nt
Organism: Thamnophis elegans (Western terrestrial garter snake)
Lineage: Eukaryota; Metazoa; Chordata; Lepidosauria; Squamata; Natricidae
Gene: DZIP1
Product: DAZ interacting zinc finger protein 1
Exons: 17
Coding region: 7-2322 (771 amino acids)
Biological process (GO): cilium assembly
Cellular component (GO): ciliary basal body; cytoplasm
Source: RefSeq, a predicted model, not a curated record